Molecule: messenger RNA, 810 nt
Organism: Naumovozyma castellii
Lineage: Eukaryota; Fungi; Ascomycota; Saccharomycetes; Saccharomycetales; Saccharomycetaceae
Gene: PEX11
Product: Pex11p
Exons: 1
Coding region: 1-810 (269 amino acids)
Source: RefSeq, a predicted model, not a curated record
AUGAGUCCAUUGGGGAAAGAACAAAUCAAUCUUGAAUUUCCCUUUCUAAAACAUACCAACCAGAAAUAUCAAACAACAAUGGGUAAUGAAAUGCUUGUUUACCAUCCAACUGUCACACAGUUGGUGAAAUUCUUAGACACCACCGCCGGUAGAGAGAAAGUAUUGCGUCUAUUGCAAUACUUGUCUCGUUUUAUUGCCGGGAACAGACAUUCCCUUCUAGCCAAGCAUAUUCAGCUUGAAUUUACAAUGGUCAGGAAACUCCUAAGAUUCCUCAAGCCUUUGAACCAUUUGCAAUUAGCUACUAAAUUUUUGCACGCAACUGAAGGUGAUAAUGGAGAUUUGAUUGUUAAAUAUGCAAAUGUGGUCAAAAAUUUGUCAUUUGCUAUCUAUUUGAGUUUAGAUCAAAUUAAUUUGUUUAGACUGUUGAAAUUAAUCCCAGUGACACCCUUCUCUGGCAAGAAGGUUCCACGCUGGGCGAACAUGUUUUGGUUAUACGCUUUACUCAGUGGUAUUGUCAUGGAUUUGAGAAAGAUUCAAUUGACUGAUGCAAGACUGAAAUCUUUGUUGUUUAAAACAGUUGAAGAUGGUGCCGCCCAAGACAAAGUGGCUGAGAAGGCGGAAGUUAAGAAGGUCGCAAAGGAAAGAUUUGCUGCAGUUAGGAGAUUAGUUUGGGACUCGGUUGAUUCAUUCAUUGUUUUGAACAAUUUAUCUUAUUUGUCAAGUAGAGAUGACGCAGUUGGUAUCGCUGGUGUUAUUACUUCUUUAUUCGGUCUCCAAGAUUUAUGGCAAGCGGCAUCUACCUCAAAAUGA